This is a messenger RNA of Silurus meridionalis, 3344 nucleotides long. It is a transcript of the gene lig3, whose product is annotated as ligase III, DNA, ATP-dependent. Gene Ontology annotation, molecular function: ATP binding; DNA binding; DNA ligase (ATP) activity. Gene Ontology annotation, biological process: double-strand break repair via alternative nonhomologous end joining; DNA recombination; mitochondrial DNA repair. The transcript has 21 exons. Gene Ontology annotation, cellular component: DNA ligase III-XRCC1 complex. The record is from RefSeq and is a predicted model, not a curated record. NCBI's taxonomy places the organism in Eukaryota, Metazoa, Chordata, Actinopteri, Siluriformes, Siluridae. The coding region runs from base 218 to 3205 and encodes 995 amino acids.
GCAGUGCCCGGGAAGUGCACGCAAACAAAGAGGAAGCGCGUGGAUUUGACUUAAAGGGAAUGCACCGUGCAGUAAGAGCGACUGUCCCAUUACACAAGCCGCUUUAAAUCAAACAAUACUACGAAUAAUAAUUGGAUUUAGGACGAGAAAAGAAACAAAUAGCAAGAAGGAUUCACAUUGCCGUGUGUAUGAUGCCCCACCUUUUGACAUAACCUGGAUGCAUGGGCCCUGGUUUUGCAAGGCAGCAAGAACCUUUUGCAGGACAAUCCGUGUGUGUACGCCUCUCCUCCAGGAGCACUCCCAUCCUAUAAUCGACGUUUGGGGCUUUGCCUCAUCAGCGAGACCUCAGUCGAGACGCUUCGGCCUCUCAUCUCCGUCUUUCCUAGCCCUCUCUCGAGCCGUGUGGAAGGACGAUCGGUUGGAAAUGGCCGAGCAGAGAUACUGCGUGGAGUACGCCAAGCGUGGCCAGGCGGGCUGCAAGAAAUGCAAGGACAAGAUCGUGAAGGGGCUGGUGCGCAUCGGGAAGAUCGUACCCAACCCGUUCAGCGAGUCCGCCGGCGAGAUGAAGGAGUGGUAUCACGUGAAGUGCAUCUUCGAGAAGCUCGAGCGCGCCCGGGCCACCACUAAGAAGAUCGAGGAUAUUACUGACCUGGAGGGCUGGGAGGAGCUGCAGGACGAGGAGAAAGAGCUGAUCAAUAAGCUUGUCGCAGAUUCGGCAUCCAAGGUUAAAGCGAGUCCGAAGAAGAAGGUGCAGGCCAAGUUGAACACCAGCGGGGAGUUAUCUGCUCCUCCCGCUGAUCCGACCGUGAACGCGCCGCGCAAGUUUUCCGGCUUCACAGCAGCAAAAGCCGGUUCAUCCUCGUCGAGUCCAGGCCCGUCCCCCGCUAAAGCCCCCCAGGGCAGCGUUCUGUCCGCUCAGUUCUGCCAGCCGGACCACAAGGACUGCCUGUUCCGCGAGUUCCGCAAACUCUGCGCCAUGGUGGCCGAGAAGUCCAGCUACAACACGAAGACUGAGAUCAUCAGGGACUUCUUAAAGAAGGGUUCUGGUGGAGAUAAGUUUAAGGGCGAUCUCUUCCUGACGGUGAAGCUGCUCCUCCCAGGCGUCGUGAAAAGCGUCUACAACCUCAAUGACAAGCAAAUCGUCAAACUCUUCAGCCGCAUCCUGAACUGCAACCAGGACGAGAUGGUGCGCGACCUCGAACAGGGAGACGUCUCAGAGACGGUGAGGAUGUUUUUCGACGCCAGCAACUCGUUCCCUCCUUCGACCAAGAGUCUGCUGACCAUCCAGGAAGUGGACGCCUCACUAAACCGCCUGGCUCAGCUCACUAAAGAAGAUGAGCAGCAGGCGGAACUGGAGGAAAUCGCCAAAAAAUGCACAGGGAACGACUUGAAGUGUUACAUCCGUCUGGUAAAACAUGAUUUGAAGAUCAAUUCAGGGGCCAAACACGUCCUGGAUGCUUUAGACCCCAACGCCUACGAUGCCUUCAAAGCCUCUCGAAACCUGGGCGACGUGGUCGACAGAGUCCUACGAAAUCAGGAGGAGGCAUUGAACGGGGGCGGCCCGAGGAAACUCCUAAGCAUAGAAGCAACGCUUAUGACCCCUGUGCAGCCCAUGCUGGCAGAAGCCUGCAAGUCCGUCGAGUACGCCAUGAAGAAAUGCCCGAACGGAAUGUACUCCGAGAUCAAGUACGACGGCGAGCGCGUGCAAGUGCACAAGAACGGCAACCACUUCAGCUACUUCAGCCGCAGUCUCAAACCCGUGCUGCCUCACAAGGUGGCCCACUUCAAAGAGUUCAUACCUGAGGCUUUUGCUAGAGGCCACAGCAUGAUUCUAGACGCCGAGGUUCUCCUGAUUGAUACCAAUACCAGUAAGCCUCUGCCAUUUGGGACGUUAGGAGUCCACAAAAAAGCGGCGUUCCAAGACGCACAAGUGUGCCUGUUCGUUUUCGACUGCAUUUAUUUCAACGGGGUCAGCCUCAUGGACAAGCCGCUUUGCGAGAGGCGAAAAUUCCUUCAUGACAACAUGGUGGAAGUGCCGAACAGGAUUUUGUUCUCGGAGAUGAAGCACGUCACGAGAGCUGCCGACUUGGCUGAAAUGAUCACGCGAGUCAUUAGAGAGGGACUGGAGGGACUUGUUCUGAAAGACAUCAAGGGGGCGUACGAACCUGGCAAACGCCACUGGCUGAAGGUGAAGAAAGACUACCUGAAUGAAGGCGCGAUGGCAGACACUGCAGAUUUAGUGGUUUUGGGGGCGUUUUAUGGAUCAGGCUCAAAAGGCGGAAUCAUGUCCAGUUUCCUCAUGGGCUGCUACGAUCCCGCCUCAAAGAAAUGGUGCACGGUGACGAAAUGCUCUGGAGGCUACGACGAUGCCACGCUCGCCAGACUGCAGAAGGAGCUGGACGUCAUUAAAAUCGGCAAGGAUCCAAGCAAGAUCCCACCAUGGUUAAAAAUAGUCAAGAACUACUAUCCGGAUUUUCUCAUCCGAGAUCCUGAGAAAGCCCCUGUAUGGGAGAUCACGGGUGCAGAGUUCUCCAAGUCCGAAAUGCACACAGCCGACGGCAUCUCCAUCCGGUUCCCUCGGUGCACUCGCAUGCGGGACGAUAAGGACUGGAAGACGGCCACCAACCUCCCCCAGCUCAAGGAACUUUACCGUGUCUCGAAGGAGAGAUGCGACUUCGAGGUGACAGCGGGGCCUUCUACAAGCAGCAAGAACGACAAGGGCUCUUCAGGAGGAGACAGCGGAGGCAGCUCACCAUCCACCUCGAACAGCGCAGCAAACUCAAACAAAGCCAAAAAUGGUCACACUCCAAAGCCAAAGGCGGUGAAACCUGCAACUCCAUCCUCUGCAAAGAGGAAGCUGGCCUCCGAGGAACACGGUGCAAAGAAGAUUAAGGUCGAACCAGUUCACAGCAACGGGCAAAGCAAAGCGAAAGCGUCUCCGGCUAAAGCAGCUGCCCCACAGCAUGACAAGACUCUGCUGGACAUCUUCGGCGGAGUGAAGCUGCAUCUCCCGGGAUCGGUGAAGGACUUCGAAAAGCUGAGGCGCUACUUCUUGGCGUACAACGGCGACCUCGUUCCCGAUUACGCCGCCGCCUCCGCGACGCACACCCUAGCGGACCCCGAGGAGGGCAGCCGGGCCCUGAAAGUCACCGCCGACUGGAUCUGGCAGUGCAUAAGGAAAAGAAGAGUGGUUCCUCCUUGCUGAAAAAAACUUAUUUCUGGGAAAGUUUCUCGCGUUAAAACAAAAUGACCUACAGACAUUCAGGCAACUGAAAAUAUUGUUGACCAUAAAACAAUACGUGCUCGUUCAGGACGGAUAUAAACUUGGGGCAGUUUACAUGAAA